Molecule: messenger RNA, 2888 nt
Organism: Aquila chrysaetos chrysaetos
Lineage: Eukaryota; Metazoa; Chordata; Aves; Accipitriformes; Accipitridae
Gene: PRR7
Product: proline rich 7, synaptic
Source: RefSeq, a predicted model, not a curated record
AGGAGAGGAGCAGGGACCCCUGUUCCUGGGCUGGUGCUCCGGUCCUGCAGGGAAGGGCUGGGGCUGCCCACCAGGACAAGGGCUGAUGCUGAGCCCCGGGGACCGCUGGUCGCCCUCAGUGGCUUCUGCUGGGAGAUUUUGGUCGGCGCAGGGCCAUGAGAGGUACAAGGCCUUGUGCCGUUGGGGUGCUCUUGUCUGCUGUGGUUCCCUUUGGGGCAUGUCGCCCCGCUCCUGUUUGCCUUCAGCACAGCCCCUCCUGGGAUGUCACGGGUGUGCUGUGGGGCUGGGGUCAGAGUCCUGCUCCGCUCCGGGUGCCGGGCAUUGCUCCUUCGGGGGGGGGGGGAGUGGACCGUGCAGAGGGGGACCUUGUGGGAGCACAGAGCAUUGCCUCCUUAGCCCAAGGGACAGCCCCUGAAAGCGGGGACACGGCGUGAGCAGGGUUAGGGUCACGACAGUCGCCAUGGGGGAGCGUGCAAAGGGGACAGCCUGGUUCAGGGUGGAUGCAGGGUGGGUUUGGGGUCCGGGGUCGGCGGCAGGGCCGGUGGCAGCAGCGGCAGCCUCGUGCGCAGCGCGGGGGGGCCGCACACAGCUGCACAGGGAUGAGAAUAGCAAGUGCGGCUGGGUAGCUAGGGAACAGUUGCUAUGGGAGCGGGCCGAGGAGGAGUUCUCACACUCGGAGGGGGCAUCUUGGGGUAAAAUCCAGGAAUUUUCUGCAGCCGUAGAAGGAAGGCAGGCAGGGCGGGGGGAUGGGGACUGCCUGGGGAUUGCUGCUCCCGCCGCACUGGCCAGGGAUGUUCGUGCCGCCCUGCCGGCACUGCCUGGGCUGUGGCACCCUGGCACCGAGGUCCUGGGGUCACCAGCGUGUUAGUGGUGUCUGUCAGACGGUCAGCGUGGCUCUGCGGGCAGGGCCGGGGUGUGGGCAGCCUGCCCUGAGCCGUGAGCAGGGCGUGGAAGGGGCUCUGCCUGUCCCCAGCUCCCCCCUGUCCAGCGGUGUCCCAGCCCCGGGCGUUUAGGGGGUGCCUCGUCCCCAUCCCUCUCCUUGCUGGGGGGGGGGGAGCAGCGUGCGGGUGAGCGGGCGCUGGUGUACGGCCAGAGCUGGAAUGGGUGGGUCUGGGCCCCACGGACACGUCAGGCCCUGGGCGAGCUCCGGGUGGGCCCUGGGGGUCCUGGGUCCUGCCCCGAGCCGUGGGGCCGUGGCGGCGGUGCCGGCACACGAUUUUCAGGGGUGAAGGAUGCUCUCAGCUGUUGCCUGGGCAACGGCUCCUCCUCCAGCCCACCAUGUGGCUCGGGGAGCGCUCCCCCGCCUGCCUCCCCCCGCCGCCGUGGGGAAGGGGAAGGCAGCUCCCGGCCCCCGGCGCUGGCGGGGCCGGAGGCCUGGCUCCCCCCCGAUCGCCCUCACCCUGGCCUGACGAUGCCCGUGGGCCCCAGCGUGCCCCCCGCCUCUGCGUUACCCAUGCCCCGAGGGAGCACCCAAGCCCCCCUGCAUGGCCGCAGCCUCCUGCCCGCCGUGGGUGCUGCUCGGGCACCCCCACAACCGUCGAGCCGGCACUGCCGGGCUGCCACGGCUGCGCUGUGAGGUCCGAUCCCGGGAGACAAGUUCCAGCAAGGGCCCCCUCCCCGGCGGCCCCCUCCCAGCGAUGGGCAGCGGGACCCCGCCGGCCCUGUCCCCCCAUCGCCCACCCCGCCGGCCCCCCGCCCCGCCGCCCGCCCAGCGCACCCAGGCCUGACCCACCCGCUCCAGCCCCCCCCGGCUCCAUGGCGAGGACGGACCCCUGACGGCGGGCGCCCGCGGGCCGGAGGAGACGCCGCCGGGCACGGCCCGGGGAGAUGCCCUCGGCGGCCCUGACAGCAUCGGGUCCUGCCCUGGCCCUGCCGCCGCCCUGAGCAUCCCGUCCCCCACCCCGAGGGCAGGGAGAGGCAGGGGCCUCCCCCCGGGGCCGGCAGCCAAGAUGGUGAUGUCCCAGGGCACCUACACCUUCCUCACCUGCUUCGCGGGCUUCUGGCUCAUCUGGGGGCUCAUCGUGCUGCUGUGCUGCUUCUGCAGCUACCUGCGGCGGCGGGUGAAGCGGCAGCAGGAGGAGCGGCUGCGGGAGCAGAGCCUGCGCGCGCUGGAGCUGGAGCCGCUGCACUACGAGGGUUACGGGGGCAGCCCCCCCGGCAUCGCCAUUCCCCACCGCCUCCGCCUCGAGCCCCACCAUCAUCACCCCCACCACAUCCCACCCCCCCGGCCCUGGAGCUGCCGGCACGAGUCAGACCUGUCGAAGCCGCCGUGCUACGAGGAGGCGCUGCUGAUGGCGGAGCCCCCCCCGCCGUACAGCGAGGUGCUGAUGGACACGCGGGGGCUCUACCGCAAAAUCAACGCCCCCUUCCUGAGCCACGAGCGGCUGGAGAAGCAGGAGCAGCCCCCCAGCUACAAACCCCUUUUCCUGGACGCCGGCUACGGUUCGGCACUGCACCUGCCCCGCUCGGCCAGCCCCGGUCCUGCCUGCCCGGACCUCUACCUGCAGGCAGAAUGUUCCCCCCGCAUGUUUCCCAGCUGGACGGACUCGGAGCUCAGCAGCAGGGACACCUACGAGCCGGGACCCUGGCACCUCCCGGUCUCCAUGCCCCUCUUCGGCAGGACUACCGCUGUCUAACGGCGGCCCCGGGGGACCCCCGGACCUCGCCGCGGGUGCCCCUCCGGCACCGGGGGAGGUGGUUUCGGUUGCCCGCGUCACCCUGGGGACGCCCGCUCCAGUGCGGGCCAUCGCCGCCGGCGCGGAAGGGGCUGGUUCCCCAUCUGGCCCCCGCCGGCCCCCCCGUGGCCGGGGGUGCUGGGGACCCGGACUCUGCUCUGUUUCUUAAAUUUUUUGUUUGUUACAGUUUGAGAAUAAAAGUUUGUGGCUCGG